Cylicocyclus nassatus is the source of this 213-nucleotide messenger RNA. The record is from the annotation of a GenBank genome assembly. NCBI's taxonomy places the organism in Eukaryota, Metazoa, Nematoda, Chromadorea, Rhabditida, Strongylidae.
AUGGGAGGCCUUGGAGUUUUUGCCAUUUUCGCGCUCUUCAAGGUGGAUUUUUCGAAUCAGCGCCUUGAAUUACCCCAGGCCAACCGUGUAUAUUCGAUUAUUGACCUCAACUCGUCCCGAAUCAGCGACUUGCGAACAAGAGAGAAGGAUUCAUUAAAAAAUUGUUCUGUCCGUGUAGCGUUACUGCCAGGCGUAGCAGAGCGCGAAAGUUGA